AUGGUGGCCAGGCCAGAUUAUCGAUUCCCGUGCCUCACAGACGGAGUCCCUGUCGAAGACGAUGCAUUGAAAUGGGUUUCUAUAGACUUUGAGAAGCAUGCCGUGUCAAUUGCCCGGGAGGAAGAGGCAAGGACACGGCUUCUAAGUAUUGCAUGGAGUAUUCUUCUAUUCGUGUACGAUGAGAACGAAUCCGUCAGUUUCGGUCUCCUGCAUUCUGAUCGGGAAUCUUGGAUCAGGACUGAAAUCAACCAUGAGGUAGGAUGGCAGGACCUGCAAUUGCGGAAUGAGGGAGCCGUCGAUUUUGAAAAAAUUAACACAGGCGUCUGCAUUUGCGACGGGAAGGAAAUGCAGAUACCAGAGGGAGUUCAACUUGCAGCCUUGGUUGAUUGGUCACAUUCCUCGCUUUCAUUGGUAUAUCGUCCAUGUCUACUCAGUGACGGACAAGCCACCAAUGUGGCCAGCACGUUUGAUACUAUCUUACAGGCUGUCCAGGGCCCAAAUACCCCUAUCGGCCGGAUUGACGUGCUCAGCGAGCGGAAUGUAGCGCAUCUCUACAAGUUCAACGUCGUCCUUCGAGCACAGCAGGAAGACUGUCUACAUGCCAUCCUUAAGACUCAGGCGCGCGAGAACGGUGACCGAGUUGCUGUUGACGCCUGGGAUGGCAGACUUACCUAUCGAGAACUAGAUAUGUACUCGACGUCCCUCGCCACACAUCUUGCAUCCAUGGGCGUAUCGAGGACGUUUGUCCCACUUUGUGCGGAAAAGUCUGCCUGGGCAGUUGUCGCUAUACUGGCUAUCCUAAAGGCUGGGGCUGCGUGUUCCCCGUUGGAACCAUCACAUCCACGCGAUCGGCUGUUGUCGAUGGUAGAAGCUUGUGGCGCGAGAGUAGUCAUAGCCACGGAGAAGUAUGCAUAUCUCUUCCAGCGGGAUGGUGUGGCCGUGGUUAUUGCAUCUUCUCAAGUGAUCAAUCUCCCGUUUCCGCAAGAGGCACCGUCUGGCCUCAGCGCGGUACCUCGAAGCGCAGCAUUUCUAAUGUGGACGUCUGGGAGUACCGGCAAUCCUAAAGGGGUGGUUCUGGAGCAUGCUGGUCUCUAUAUGAGUAUCACAGCAUACGCAACUGCGAGCCACUUCACUGCACAGACGCGGACAUUUCAAUUCACAUCGUUCACCUUCACUGUCAGCUUAUGUGACAUCUUCGGAACGAUGAGCGCUGGGGGCUGCCUGUGCAUGCCAUCAGACUUGCAACGCUUAGACGACCUCGCCGGUGCGUUGCGAGACUUCCGAGCUUCCUUCUGUUGGCUGACCUCAACAUCCCUCGCGGGUUUGGAACCGGACGAUGUACCGGACCUAAAAAGUGUCACCGUGGGCGGGGAAAGCCUUCCACGAGAGAGAGUAUCCAAAUGGGCGCGUGGAUGCCAGUUGAAUGUAUCCUACGGCACAACUGAAACCUGCGGCUGGUGUCUAAUCAAUCCGGCUCUAACUCCAACGAGUGACUCACGGAUCCUGGGAAAGCCAAUUAUCCCAGCAGCAUGGAUCAGUCAUCCAGAUAGCCCUGACAGACUCGUUCCUGUGGGUGCCGUGGGCGAGCUGUUGAUCGAGGGCCCUUUCCUAGCGAAAGGCUAUCUCCACGAUGGCGAGCGCACCGCCGCGCAAUUUAUCCGGAAUCCUAAAUGGAUGGCGCGAUUCCGCCCUGGGGAAGAAACGAGAUUGUAUCGGACGAAUGACCUCGUGCGCCAUAACUCUGAUGGAUCAAUCAGUUUCGUGGGGAGGAAGCAAGCGCAUGCGAAGAUUAGAGGAAAUCGGAUCAAUCUCAACGAUGUUGAGCAUCAUGUACGCCGGGCGUGUGGCAUAUCAGAGGCCGUUGUUGAUGUUAUCCACACGGUAGAUCAUGUAGACCUGUUGACUGCCUUUCUGCUGUCUUCUCCAGAACGGCAGCCGUUAGAUGGCUCCAUCAUCCAACGUGCUGAUGAAAGCUUCCGACGGGUUGUUGGCAACGCUUUAUCAGCGCUGGAGAAUUCACUGCCGAGUUACAUGAUUCCCAGUGCAUUUGUGCCAAUAUCGCGAAUCCCUCUGACACGCACAAACAAGACAGAUCGACGGUUGCUGCGCGAACAAGCCGAGUCGAUGAGUAGAGCUGAAUUGGUUCAGCUCAGCACGACUGGUGAGACAUUGGCCAAGUCCCCCUUGUCAAAGAAGGAACAUAUUAUGUGCAGUUUGUGGUCUGAUUUGACAGGCGUACCGGUCGACAGCAUUGGCGCGAAUGAGAAUUUCUUCCACGUUGGAGGGGAUUCCGUGCUGGCUAUUCAGUUGGUGCCGAUUGCUAGGCAGCAUGGACUUUUCCUGACUGUUAUGGAUGUCUUUCAGCAUCCGACUCUGAGAGAGCUGGUCGCUUAUAUAAGUGAGCAGGCAGAGGAGGAACCAAAUUCUCUUUUGGUGACGAACUUUUCUAUGGAAGAUCUCAAACCGGAGGCUGCCAGACUGUGUGGCGUUGACGUCGACGAUAUCGAAGAUAUGUACCCCUGUACAUCAUUGCAAGAGGGCUUAAUGGCUCUUUCGGCACAAAGGGCAGGGGCUUAUGUUCUCCAGCUGACAUACGAUAUCCCUCCGGCUGUCGAAUUGGAUCGCUUUCUUAAGGCCUGGCAGACAGUCGUCACGGCGCUCCCAAUUCUACGGACGCGUAUCGUGCAGCUGGGAAGACACGGGUUCAGUCAGGUUGUUGUGAAGGAGUCAUUGGACUGGAACACUGUCAACAGCGAAGCCGAGUACCGACAGUCGAAUAUGAUGAAUCCAAUGGGUCUGGGAUCUCGAUUGGCACGGUUCACCCUGCUCCAGACGGACUCCCGACCAACUUGUCUUCUACUUACAGCCCAUCACUCAAUUUUUGACCGUUGGUCUACCUCUCUCCUUCUCAAGAUGGUUGAUCAGGCUUACCGGGGACAGACCGUGGAAACACAGAGCUUUAAGAGCUUCGUAUCCUAUAUCUACUCCCGUCCCGUUGAAGAGCACGACGGAUUUUGGAAAGACCGACUCUCUGAUGUUAACCACACUGAAUUCCCCAAGCCCCCUCAAGAGUCAUAUCGACCGAACCCAAGUCGGUCAACUCGUAAAUCUAUCACCUUGAGCCCAUCGCGAAGUAACUUUACCGCUACCACCAAGCUGCGGCUCUCCUGGGCGCUCCUCCUAGCCCAACACACCGCCAACCCGGACGUCGUGUUUGGCGCUGUCUCCACAGGCCGCAGCGCACCUGUUGAGGGCAUCGAGAGCUUGGUCGGUCCGACACUCGCGACGGUGCCUUUCCGCGUCCGCGUUGAUCCCGAUAGUUCUGUCGAAGACGCACUGCAGGCGCUGCAGGAAGAUGCGGCUUCGACUCUCCCACACGAGCAGCGUGGUGUCCAGAAUAUUGCCCGGCUAGGUCCAGACGCGAAAAGGGCCUGCAAAUUUGAAAAUCUCCUUAUUGUGCAUGCUCCAAACGGAAACAGCAAAAUGACCUUGAUGGCCGAAAUGAAAGAUGAACAGUUGCCGGAGCUGUUCAGUUACGGGCUAACUCUGUCCUGCGAGGUCUUGGGCCCAGGCCUGGUUGAUAUCCAGGCGUUCUUUGAUCCGAUAAUGAUCCAUUGUGACUACGUGGAAACUCUUCUGGCACAGUUAGCGCAAGUCGUUCAGCAGGUCAAUGAGGCUCCAUGCUGUAAGCUGAAGGAUAUAAAUUUUCUGAGUCAACGAGACAAAGCUUUUUUGCUAGCAUGGCAGACCGUCCACAAACCAACGGACGCAUGUGUCCAUGAGAUUAUUCAGAAGGAAUGCUCUGGGCACCCAGAGGCAGAGGCAGUCUGUUCAUGGGAUGGAUCAUUGAGCUAUGCCGCACUCGAUAAACUUUCAUCGGAUCUAGCAGCGAGGCUCCAUUUGCACGGAGUCAAGCCAGGUGUCUUUGUGCCGCUUCUAUUCGAAAAGUCCAAGUGGACGGUUGUUGCCCUGUUGGCGGUCAUGAAAGCCGGUGGUGCAUUCGUGCUAUUGGACUCGACCUUCCCAGAAGCUCGGUUACAGUCAAUCUGCGGCCAGAUCGGUGCGUAUACUCUACUUUCAUCGCAAAGGCACAGCAGCCUUGCGAAGCUAUUAGCUCCAGAAACCAUUAUUGUCAAUGCAGAUCUGGAUUUCAUCCCGUCGGCUGGCCAACUGCCUGUCGUGCAUCCCGACGACCCAUUAUAUGCCAUAUUCACAUCUGGUUCAACGGGCACCCCCAAAGGUGUGCUUAUUGAUCAUGCGUCAUACAGUGCUGGAGCACGAGCGCACACAAUCCCCGCGUCCAUUACCUCGUCGGCCAGAGUCCUGCAGUUCUCCUCCUAUGCCUUCGAUGCCAGCAUCAUCGAGCACCUCACUACCCUGAUGGCUGGUGGCUGCGUCUGCAUCAUCUCCGACUUGGAGCGUACAUCCUCCUUGGCAGAUGCUGUGGCAGAGCGUAAAGCAAAUUGGACAUGGCUCACGCCCAGCGUAGUGCGAUCCCUCGAGCCCAGCGACUUUCCCACUCUCAAAAAUAUCUGUCUAAUGGGUGAACCGAUCUCUAGGACCGAGAUUGAGAAGUGGAGUCACUAUGUCCAUUUGAUGCAGGCGUACGGGCCGGCAGAAUGUUCUGUUCUAGCUACGUUACAGACUACUCUGACUGUGGCGUCAGACCAGCGGAAUAUCGGCCUCCCGAUGGGAGUUAAUGCCUGGAUUGUGGAUCGGGAUGAUCAUACGAAGCUCACUCCUGUUGGCGCGAUUGGCGAGCUCGUCCUUGAAGGGCCGAUCGUCGGACGGGGAUAUCUUGGAAAUACAGAGCAAACAAAAGCAGCGUUCAUUGAUCCGCCAGCGUGGAUGAAAGAAUACGAAGGAGACGCCGCCCACCCUGGAAGGGUAUACAAAACAGGAGAUAUAGUUCAGUACGCGCCACAGAUGGAUGGGUCACUGCGGUAUAUAUCUCGCAAAGACACACAGGUGAAGAUCCGCGGUCAGAGACUGGAGCUCGCUGAAGUUGAAUCCCACGCCCGUAGUGCCAUUACCUGGCCAUGGGAUAUCGUUAUUGAAGUUGUUAGCCGGGGAGAGCACUCAGCAUUGGCCCUGUUCUUUACGGAACAAGAGCUCUAUCAAGGAAACUGUACUAUGCUAUCUAUUACCUCCGAUCAGCAGGUACAGCUUAGACACGUCCGACAAAUCAUGGAAGCGCGGCUUCCGCCCUUCAUGGUACCAACGGUUUGGAUCCCUCUCACGAGGAUCCCUCUCUCAGCAUCCAAGAAGACAGACAGAGCACAACUGCGAAGGCUUGUAGAACACCUUUCCCCCGAUCAAUACAAGACCUACAUUCUCGUCGGCACCUUAGGGUCACAGAAGCAGGAUGUGCCGAAGGGCAGUGUGCACCAUGGUAGCAACUUCAGCGAGAAUGAGAAGGCUCUUCAAUCCUUAAUUCACUACGUGCUCGAAGGAGUAAAAGAUCUCCGACAGACGAGGCAGUUUGCGCGGGAUGAGCUGUUCACAGAUAUGGGAGGCGACUCAUUACAAGCACUUACUUUGGCGUCACUGGCGAAAAAGGAUGGGUUUUCUUUCAAUGCAGGAGAUGUGCUUACUUACACUUUGGGUGAACUGGCUAUUAUGCGGAAUGAUUGA
Messenger RNA from Aspergillus alliaceus, 5634 nucleotides. RefSeq lists its product as uncharacterized. The coding region runs from base 1 to 5634 and encodes 1877 amino acids. NCBI's taxonomy places the organism in Eukaryota, Fungi, Ascomycota, Eurotiomycetes, Eurotiales, Aspergillaceae. Gene Ontology annotation, biological process: secondary metabolite biosynthetic process; amino acid activation for nonribosomal peptide biosynthetic process. The transcript has 2 exons. The record is from RefSeq and is a predicted model, not a curated record. Gene Ontology annotation, molecular function: phosphopantetheine binding; catalytic activity. Gene Ontology annotation, cellular component: cytoplasm.